CCUCGUCCUUGAGAGACAAGAGAGAAGGGGGAAGGGGGGGAAGGAGGGGAGAAGAGAAAGGAAGAGAUCACCAAACACCCAUCUCCCGGUCCCUCCCCGCACCUCUGCCUCUCCCCACCCCACCAGUGUCUCACUUAGCACCCCGCGCCCGGAGGAGACAUUGCAGUUAGCGGCCUUCCUCUUGCUGAUGACCGGGCUCCUGUUUGAUCCUGUUUACAAGCUUCCGAAGAUUGAAAAUAACCCCAACUUUCCUGCAUUGGUGUUGGAAUCAGAAGAAAAUAAAAAGAAGAGGAAUUGAGAAUUUAAUCUGGGAGACUUGGCAGGGGGACUAAUUCUGCAAGUGUCUCAGGGUUCUGCAGCUCUUGUCGCAGCAAAGCCAUAGGUCAGCACCUCAGGAGGGGCCCCGUCCUCAGGCGACCCAGUGCCCAGUAGAUUCACUGACUCCGCUUCCCCAACACAGCUCGCCCUUGUAUCAGGUCCUAAGCAUAUUGCUAAUUCAGAGGCAGCAGGUGUGUAAGCAGCCCCUUGGCAAGAGGACCAAGUGUAGUUUGUGACAGAAUUGAGUGGAGAUGAUCCCAGGAUCUUCUUUUGAGUUCACCGAGUGACCUGCAGUUUUAUUCCAGCACCUAACACAGGAUGUCUUCCAAGCGACCAGCCUCUCCGUAUGGGGAAGCAGAUGGAGAGGUAGCCAUGGUGACAAGCAGACAGAAAGUGGGAGAAGAGGAGAGUGACGGGCUCCCAGCCUUUCACCUUCCUUUGCAUGUGAGUUUUCCCAACAAGCCUCACUCUGAGGAAUUUCAGCCAGUUUCUCUGCUGACGCAAGAGAACUGUGGCCAUAGGACUCCCACUUCUCAGCACAACACAAUGGAAGUUGAUGGCAAUAAAGUGAUGUCUUCAUUUGCCCCGCACAACUCAUCUACCUCACCCUUGAAGGCAGAAGAAGGUGGGCGUCAGAGUGGAGAGUCAUUGUCCAGCACAGCCCUGGGAACCCCUGAAAGGCGCAAAGGGAGCCUAGCGGAUGUUGUAGACACCCUUAAACAAAGAAAAAUGGAAGAGCUCAUCAAAAAUGAGCCAGAAGAAACACCCAGUAUUGAAAAGCUACUAUCAAAGGACUGGAAAGACAAGCUUCUUGCCAUGGGAUCAGGGAACUUUGGAGAAAUAAAAGGGACUCCAGAAAGCCUCGCUGAGAAAGAAAGGCAGCUCAUGGGUAUGAUCAAUCAGCUGACCAGUUUGCGAGAACAGCUGCUAGCAGCUCAUGAUGAACAGAAGAAACUGGCUGCAUCACAGAUUGAGAAACAACGCCAACAAAUGGAGCUGGCUAAGCAGCAGCAAGAACAGAUCGCAAGACAACAGCAGCAGCUCCUGCAGCAGCAACACAAAAUUAACCUUCUUCAGCAACAGAUCCAGCAGGUCCAGGGUCAGCUGCCUCCAUUAAUGAUUCCCGUAUUCCCUCCAGACCAACGAACCCUAGCAGCAGCUGCACAGCAAGGAUUUCUUCUUCCUCCUGGUUUCAGCUACAAAGCGGGAUGCAGUGACCCUUACCCCGUUCAGCUGAUCCCAACUACCAUGGCAGCUGCUGCCGCAGCAACACCAGGCUUAGGCCCGCUCCAACUGCAGCAGUUGUAUGCUGCCCAACUUGCUGCAAUGCAAGUGUCUCCAGGAGGCAAGAUACCUGGCAUACCCCAGGGUAACCUUGGUGCUGCUGUAUCCCCUACCAGCAUCCACACAGACAAGAGCACAAACAGCCCUCCACCCAAAAGCAAGGAUGAAGUGGCCCAGCCUCUGAACCUUUCAGCCAAACCCAAGACAUCUGAUGGCAAGUCUCCCACAUCACCCACCUCUCCUCAUAUGCCAACUCUGAGAAUAAAUAGUGGGGCCAGUUCACUAAAGUCCUCCGUGCCAGCAACAUUAGCUAGUCCUUCAGCCAGAGCUAACACAAUAGAUAUCCUUUCUUCUAUCACGUCGUCAGGUUAUUUAAAUGACCAUGAUGCUGUUACCAAGGCAAUCCAGGAGGCCCGACAGAUGAAGGAGCAACUUCGGAGGGAACAACAGGUGCUGGACGGGAAGGUGGCUGUUGUAAAUAGCCUGGGUCUCAAUAACUGCAGGACAGAAAAGGACAAAACAACACUGGAGACCCUGACUCAGCAACUGGCAGUAAAACAGAGUGAAGAUGGGAAGUUUAGCCAUGCAAUGAUGGAUUUCAACAUGAGUGGAGAUUCUGACGGAAGUGCAGGAGUUUCAGAGUCUAGAAUUUACCGGGAAUCAAGAGGGCGUGGUAGCAAUGAGCCCCAUAUCAAGCGCCCAAUGAAUGCAUUCAUGGUGUGGGCUAAAGAUGAACGGAGGAAGAUCCUUCAAGCCUUCCCUGACAUGCACAACUCCAAUAUCAGCAAGAUACUAGGAUCUCGCUGGAAAGCUAUGACAAACCUAGAGAAGCAGCCAUACUAUGAGGAGCAGGCCCGACUCAGCAAACAGCACCUGGAGAAAUACCCAGACUACAAAUACAAGCCAAGGCCGAAGCGCACCUGCCUUGUAGAUGGCAAAAAAUUGCGCAUUGGCGAGUACAAGGCUAUCAUGCGCAACAGACGCCAGGAGAUGAGGCAGUAUUUUAAUGUUGGGCAACAAGCACAGAUUCCCAUUGCCACUGCGGGUGUAGUUUACCCAGGAGCCAUUGCCAUGGCAGGAAUGCCUUCCCCACAUCUGCCCUCCGAGCACUCAAGUGUGUCCAGCAGCCCGGAGCCUGGGAUGCCCGUCAUCCAGAGCACUUACGGCAUCAAAGGUGAGGAGCCUCAUAUCAAGGAAGAGAUGCAGACCGAUGAUGUCAAUGGAGAAAUCUACGAUGAAUACGAUGAGGAAGAGGAUGACCCUGAUGCGGACUAUGGCAGUGACAGUGAAAAUCACAUUGCGGGGCAAGCCAACUGAUCAGGGUCCAAAUAUCUCUUGACCUACAGGACUUCAAGGAAAAAAGAAAAAAUAAAUAAAGCCCCACCUGGUUUAUCUUUGCCAGUGGCCAAGCACAUUAACUUUCUCAUACACUGACUGUUACUUUAACUGUUAGUCUUAACUAGUUGGGACAUCAGCUGACUAAUAGACAUCAGCCUGCAUCAAAAGGAAAAAGGCUCAAAAGAAAGGAAACAAAGACAACGAUAACAACAACAGAAUGAUAUAAGCUAUGGGUAAAAUAAUGCCAGUAAUUCAGCUGCUAUACCCAAGCACUGAAGUCUUACCCGUCGACCUUUUAUUAUUAUUAUUUUUUUUUUUCAAAUAAACUUUAUGGCUGUUUGUUCUACAAUGUUCUAGAAAUUCUCACUCAGGUACACAGUGCCAACAAGUGGCUUGUGAAUGUGUUUUGUUGUUUUGUGCUACAGUUUAAAGAGACAUAAUUUUUUCUUUUUUUUUUUUUUAGUUUCCUUUUUGUUUUUUUUUUUUUGGUAAUGCACCUGACAGGAAAGAAAAAAGAUAAAAUUCCUUUUGUCCCCUCUGUCUCCUCCUCCUCCUCCUCCCUGGCAAAUCUGGGUCAGAAGUGUGUGUGUGUGUGCAUGCGUGCCUGUGCGCGUGGCUGGCAAGGAAGGAAGUGGGGAGUCUGUUUCUGUUAACCCCAACAAGCAAUUAUUUCCUUUCAAGAGAGGACUUCUCUUCAUCAGUUGCACACCAUACUGAGUCUUUGAGCAAGUGCCAAAUUUGUACUAAAGCGCUGAACUAGUCCAAUUUGCUUUUUUUUUUUCUUUUGGUUAGUCUCUUUUUGUUUUUCUUUUGCUUUUCUUUUGCUUCCUGCUCUGUCUUAAGUUAGGACAGUGUUGUAUCUUAGACAAUCCCUUGAAGAACCUGAUAUACCAGCAGCUGGUGAGAUUAGACAUAUAUUUUUUGGGUUUGGUUUUGCUUUUUAAAGGAAACUGUAGGUGCCGUUCUCAGGUGAAAAAAAGAGAGAGAGAAAGACAUAAGAAAUCUAGAGAAAAAAUAUUUUAUGGUCUUGGAUUUUCAUGUGUGCGUGUUUAUGGUACUAAUAAGAAUAAUAUUGGACUAUUGUGAGCAAAAAAGCAUGUUCCAGAAUUAAGUCCCGCACCCUCCAAAUGACUUGGUCUGUAAGGAACCUUUGCUUUUAAUUUACACUUCAAGUGGCAGCAUCACAAAACGUGAUUUGUUCUGCACAGGACAGAGCAACUGGAAAUGUUACCUCCUCACUGAGUGUAAUUAGGUUACCAUGAUGUCUACUUUUGAUGAACUCGUCCUUUCAGGGUGGCUGAGUACUGAUCUCUGAUUCAGAACGCAAUUUGUUUUAAACUGACUUUUUUUUUUCUCCUUUGCACUUGCAGAAAUCCAUUUUUAUCAAUGGGAUGUUUGUGUAGGAAGGAAGACUAAUAGCUAUGAAGAGAUUUCUAUAGUCAAAGUGGGCAGUAAGAACCCAAACCAAGUUUCCCUUUCUGCUGCCUCUCACAAGUGAAAAAUUUUUCUCCUGAGCUAAAUACUUUGUGUUGUUCUAGAGCACUUAGAUAUGUUCGUUGGGCAGUUUUGCCUUCCUUGGGAAACAGCAACCAGCAAGGAAGGUGAUUUUACACGAGCAUAAACCUGAGUAGAAGUUAGCUUCUUGCAUUUGCAGUAAGGUACCUGAAUGUUUCACUUCAGAAAAAAAAAAAAAGAAUGUAAAUACAAGUGAAUCAAAAAGUCUCUUUUCAUCUCCUCACUCUUCCUGUAGGAGGAAAGGACCCAGAUUUGUGUAGCAAGACAGAAGCACUACAUUUAAACCAACCAACCAACCAAAAAGGCUAUCCCUAAUUUCAAACAGCAGCUAUCCAGGAGUUGCUUUCUGGCCUGGGAAAGAAAGUCUUAGGAUCAUGCUGAGACAAAUGCUUUCCUCUUGAGUUGGUCUUCUGACUGAGUAUGCCACCCUUAUAUUUAUAUUGCUCCCUGGUAAAUUCCUGUUCUUAGAGAGAAACUCAUUGCUCUUGUUUUAACUUGAAAAAAUAGCCCUGGCAACAUUGAUUUUGGAAAUGGUCCCUUAUUCUGAAAAAUUAGCUGUUGUUGCAAUCAGCCAUGUAAGGAGCCCAGGUGCAGAAUGAAAGGGGCAGGUAGGAGGAGAGACUGGGAAGGAGUAUGGGGGGGGGGGGGUGUCUUUCUUUUGCUCUUGAAAUCCUACUUGAAGUAUAACUUGACCUCUGCAGACCUUGUGGAAAGCAAACAAGCAAAUGCCAUUGAAGACUUAAGACAAUACUCCAAUGAGCGGUUUGGACGUGUGAUAGUUUUACCCUGAAACAUCUGUUUUGUUCUCCUCUUUUCCCUUUCUUGAUUUCUGCCUCUGCCUCAAAAAAUUCCUAUUUUCUCUCUCUCAAAAGAUUUGCUCUGAAGUUAUGCUUGGAGUAGCUGAUCAUAUCCUCCAUGUCAGAGAGGGUUCUUUUUGUUUGUAUUUUAUGACUGUGUUGAGGUUUUUUUUCAGUUGAACUGCCUCUUCUUGCUAGUGUUGUAAUGGUAAUUAUAAUAAUAAUAAUAAUUAAUAAUAAUAAUGGUCAGCUGUUCCCAGAUUAGUAAAUUAUGUAUAAUUUAUUUUAUCCCCCCCCCCCCCUUUUUUAAACUUUAUUUUAUUCUGUUCUAAUUCGGCAGUGCAGCAAAUGAAGCUGUUAGGCUAUUUAAAAUGGAUACCCCUCCCCACCUUGCCUUUUUAUAUAUAUAUAAAUAUAUAUAUAUACAUAUGAAAACAAAUUGCUUCUUCUUCUGCUCACACCAUUUCUCUUUCUUUUAUUUUAUUUUUGGCCCCAGCCAUGUCAACUUCUGAUGUUUAUUAUGAUGGAGUGAAUUAAUGGGAGUGUUGUUUUCAAUCUUAAUUAACUUCUGCUCUCUCAUCACUCAUUUUAGUUAUUUAAUUACACCAGUCAUCUAGAGCCAAUUUUUUUUGAAGCACUCUGUUUGGAUAAGAAGGAAAAAAAAUAGACAAUUGUUUUUAUAUCAUUAUUAUGUACAAUGUGAAAACAGAUAUUUGCUCCUUUUUUUUUUUAACUUUUAAAUUUGUUCCCUGUCUUUGUGAACAAAUUACUUCUGACUCUUGUGGGUUCACCUCACAUUUGCUGGAUGCUUGGUUUCCACCACGUUAAAGAGACUCUCUGGUUUAAUAAUUGUGUCACUUUGGACUACCAGAAUACUUUGUUUUAGCUCCAGGUAGGUGCCACUGCAGCAGGCGUGGUUGGAGCAAGUCGUAGAGGCAUGGGCUGGAAAGCCGGCCUCGGGGAGGUCAAUGGCAAAAAGGCCCAUUGACUUCAGCGUGACCGAAUUUCAGCCCCAAACUACGGGCUGCAGUGCAGGAUAUGCUCCUGGAGGUAGCCCCAUCUCAUGGGCAGGGUCUGUCCUGUGCCAGAGGAGCACCUGUGCCGGGGCUGCAGGACCAAGCUCUGCUCUUGGCAGUGCACAGCACAACAGAGCCCUUCUCUGGGAGUGCUCUGCACUGCUCACUGCCUUGGUCUGGACUAGGGCUCACAUGAACGCUAAUUAUGUUACCAUACACUUUCUGUCUGAGAGACUACACUAAAGCCUGGGGUUCAACCAGGCUUUGCAAAUGAGUAGCUUUAGCAGACUAUCCACAUCCUGCAUUUGGAUGUUGAAACCAAUGCAGCAAUGCUAAAAAGAAAAAAGGCAAAAAAUGAUAAAAAAAAAGGCUCUGGGGCCCUAAACCAGCAAAAUACUUAACACCUGUGCUAAUUUUUUGUUGGGUCCAAGGAUGAGCACCCAUAUAUCCUUUGGUAGUAGAAGACCAGAUUUGAAAAUGAGGCCCUGUUUGUCCUUCUUUAAUUUCCUAGGGAAAAAAAAAAAAACAACAAAACAAACAAACAAAACCUACAUUUAUAAAAAGAUCUUUUUGUGUUGUUUCUUUUUUUUUUUUUACCUGGGUUCUGUGCCCUGAAGCAUGUAGAAAAGCCAGGUUAGAAGAGGUUAGGAUCAUAUUAAACUAAAAGCGCACCAAGGCCCUGAUGCCAAGGUGGGCUUCAUUACCCUCUUAUUACCCUCUUCCCUGGGGACCUGGCGAGUGAGGAUGGUUUUGGGGAGCUACCGGGGGGGCAUAUGAGCCAUCUCCUCGUAAACUGGGGGAGCUGCUUAUGCUGCAUCUCGUGAGGUUACAAAAGAACACCACCAGCAGUGGGGGAAAGGGAAAAAUAAGCUGAGGCACUUGCUUCUAAGCUCGAUUAAAUAACACAGAGUAUAUCUUUUUUCAAUUUAUUCAUGCCUUAUAUUAGUAAAAUAGGAUUUUUAAGUGCAUUUAACAUCUUUAUUUAACCGUUCCGCUAUAUUAAUCAGGCCCCCAGAAAAGAACACUAGCUAUUAUUAUAGCAUUUAAUUAGUUUUGUAACCAAAUCCUCUUAUUACGAAUGCAUAUGGAAGAAAUUCUUUCUUCGAAGACAUUAUUUCAAAGAUUUGGUUACUGCAGUAGACUCUCUCUUUAAUUAAAUCAUUUUUUAGAAAGUAAAUUGUCUUUAACCUUUUUACAGCACAUUUUCAGAGCUUUUUCUUUUUAAUCCAAAGAGAUGAGCUGUUAUUGUCCCCGAAGAAGCCUCUGACAUCACAUUCCUAACAUCAAAAAUUAUUCUACUCCAUGGAAAUGUAGACCUUACUUAGCCAGAAUUCAUCUGCUAGAAUGAAUGGCAACUAUAUUGGUAUCUUGUAUGUUCAAGGGCAUGAUGUAUCGGAUAGGAAGUACUUUUGUCUGCCCAGUUCUGGAUAGAAACAUACCUUCAGUUUUGCAAAGAACUGUGUGCAAUUGGCUAGAUGUGGAUUCAAGUGUAUCCUCAAUUCACAGGGCAUGGGCUGGCUGUUUAGCUUGGUUUAUAUUUACAUUUUUUCGACUUUAUCUUAACUUGUCAGUUUCCCAGAUUGAAGAACAUGUCAAGUUCGUUUUUUCUACUGACUGAUUUCUCUACUCCCCAGUGUUUUUGUCACUGGUUUGCUGAAACAGUAUUUAUAUAGCUCCAUUGGCUCUAAAGCUCUUACUCCUUCUAACGUUUUGGAUUUUACAAGUGAAAUGAAAAUAGAAAAGAAAUAGAGACAAUCAAAUGCCUGGAGCUUAAAACAAAGUAUGUGCAACCUACCAUCUCACUUGAAAUUUAAUAAAAUAAAUAAUUAUGUAAAUAUAACAUAGAGUUAUAGAUUUAUAUUUUGUUCAUAACACAUAGUGUAAUAUAAGUUGUAUAUUUUCAUGUUUUGGUUUUAUGUUAUCAUUCAUGCCACAAUAAAUAAAAAAAAACAGGAGUUGAUGUACUCUUUAAAAAAAAUACAAUGUGGGUUGCCACCAUCCUGGGUUUUUGGUUUCGGUUUUUGUUUUUUUGUUUCUUUUGCAUUCCCCUUUUUCAGUAUUAUUGCCCUGCAAGGCACCAAUAAAACAGCAAAUGUGUUCUUUACCUA
This is a messenger RNA of Pezoporus occidentalis (night parrot), 8376 nucleotides long. RefSeq names its product SRY-box transcription factor 5 (gene SOX5). Gene Ontology annotation, cellular component: nucleus. Gene Ontology annotation, biological process: positive regulation of chondrocyte differentiation; cell fate commitment; regulation of transcription by RNA polymerase II. The transcript has 19 exons. The coding region runs from base 637 to 2919 and encodes 760 amino acids. The record is from RefSeq and is a predicted model, not a curated record. Lineage: Eukaryota; Metazoa; Chordata; Aves; Psittaciformes; Psittacidae. Gene Ontology annotation, molecular function: DNA-binding transcription factor activity, RNA polymerase II-specific; RNA polymerase II cis-regulatory region sequence-specific DNA binding.